AUGGCUUUAGAAUUCAUUUUCUGUUUGGAAUACCAGGGAGUGACAGAUGUGCUGUGCGAAGCCUGUGAUCAGUUGGGAUGGAAGGUACCUACUAAGAUCCAAGUGGAGGCUCUUCCAGUUGCACUUCAAGGUCGGGACAUCAUUGGCUUAGCAGAAACAGGAUCGGGGAAAACAGGGGCUUUUGCUUUGCCCAUUCUUCAGGCACUGCUAGAGACCCCUCAGCGCUUCUUUGCUUUGGUGCUGACACCGACCCGGGAGCUAGCCUUUCAGAUCUCAGAGCAGUUUGAGGCUCUUGGAUCAUCCAUUGGUGUCCAGACCACUGUGAUUGUUGGAGGAAUUGACAUGAUGGCCCAGUCUCUGGCUCUGGCCAAGAAGCCACAUGUAAUAAUUGCUACACCUGGCCGCCUGAUAGACCACCUGGAGAACACAAAAGGCUUCAAUUUGAGAGCUCUGAAGUACCUGGUUAUGGAUGAAGCUGACCGGAUUCUCAACAUGGACUUUGAGACUGAGGUAGAUAAGAUCCUGAAAGUGAUUCCCAGAGACAGGAAAACAUUUCUGUUUUCUGCUACAAUGACUAAAAAGGUUCAAAAACUCCAGCGUGCAGCUCUUAAGGACCCUGUGAAAUGUGCAGUUUCAUCCAAAUAUCAGACAGUUGAGAAACUGCAGCAGUACUAUAUCUUUAUCCCUUCCAAGUUCAAGGAUAGUUACCUAGUAUAUAUUCUGAAUGAACUUGCUGGCAACUCAUUCAUGAUAUUCUGCAGCACUUGCAAUAAUACCCAAAGGACGGCCCUCCUGCUUCGGAAUCUGGGUUUCACUGCUAUUCCCCUCCACGGACAGAUGAGUCAGAACAAACGAUUGGGGUCACUGAACAAGUUCAAAGCAAAAACACGAUCCAUUCUGCUAGCCACUGAUGUUGCCAGCAGAGGCCUGGAUAUACCCCAUGUUGAUGUUGUGAUUAACUUUGACAUUCCAACCCAUUCCAAGGAUUACAUUCAUCGGGUGGGGAGAACUGCUCGGGCAGGGCGCUCUGGCAAGUCAAUCACCUUUGUCACACAGUACGACGUGGAGCUCUUCCAGCGUAUUGAGCACCUGAUUGGUAAGAAGCUGCCUGCCUUCCCCACUGAAGAGGAAGAAGUUAUGAUGCUGACGGAGCGUGUGGCUGAAGCACAGAGGUUUGCUCGCAUGGAGUUGCGGCAGCAUGAGGAAAAGAAGAAACGUUCUCGAGACGAGGCCAAUGAAGAGGAUGAUGCAGAGGGAGCAUUGGGUGUCAGGAACAAAGUUGCUGGUGGGAAAAAGAAGAAACGGAAACCUUAAGAAGUGAAUUCCACCAGACUUUAUUUCUCUGUGGUUUUUGGAUUAUGGGAGCCAUCAAGCUGACCUUCUGGCGCUAGUCCGGAGAAUGAGACAUUUCUUCCUCCACCACCACUAGAAGAUCUGACAGUCCAGUCUCCCAGAUGUAAUCCAGAAAUGAUUUUAUUGCUUACCUGAAAAUUUUCUCCUGAUACUGAAAAUGCCUUAGUUUUACAGCCUGCUGUUGUUCUGCUGACCACAAGAUGGCAGAGGAGAGCAGAUUUUGAAAGCUUUUUCUAGGCCCUGAAAUUGAAUAUGUACCACAAAACCUUUUCAGCCUGUUACCUCCCAAGAUAUGAAGACAGACUUUUAUAUCCACUAACCUUUGUGAAAAUACAAUUGGCAAAAUUUGGUAAAUAAGCAAAUAAAGCAAUCAUGAAGAUUUCAUAAGGUGUUAAUAUGGAAGAUGAUAUCCAAUAGUGAGGUUGUUGCUUUUUUGAAAGGAGGGACUAUGUAGAUAGUGGAAAUCCUUAUUCCCCCAGAAUUGAAAAAAGGAAAGCUACAUAAACCAAAGGUGUAUUUCAUUA
Pogona vitticeps (central bearded dragon) is the source of this 1877-nucleotide messenger RNA. The record is from RefSeq and is a predicted model, not a curated record. Lineage: Eukaryota; Metazoa; Chordata; Lepidosauria; Squamata; Agamidae.